AACUAAUGGAAAAAUUAGGUUUGUUCUUCUUCAUCAAUUCGAAUGACUUCUCAGUGUGAUAAUUCUAGGAUACCAAGUCAUUUAUGACAAAUCAGAAUUAACCAAUGAAGAAGAACAAUUAUUAGUGAUUGAUUAUAAUCAAAAAGAUUUUGGCGAAGAAUUCAAAGGUGAAAAUUAUGAUGUUGUUUAUGAUUGUGUUGGUGGCGGACAACAAUGGAUAUCUGCGCAACAAAUAUUAAAACGUCAUGGUCACUUUAUUACUCUGGCUGGUGAUGAUACAACAUCAGGUUUCACAAUGAAAUACUUAGUUAAUCUUGGAUCUAGUCUGAUUAAUCGAAAAUUUUGGUCGGUUUUUGGUUCUGCACAUCAUAAUUAUAUUUUUCAUUUUCUUCGUAUAUCAUUCGAAGAUCUUGACGAUAUUCGAACAAAUUAUAUCGAAACAAGAAAAUUGAAACCAUUGAUUGAUACGGUUUUUGAUUGGAGAAAACAGGGUGCAGAAGCUCUAUAUUUGGCUUAUGAAAAAUCCAAAAGUGGAAAAGCCCAAGGCAAAUUAAUUCUGAAAAUAGCUGAUGAAGAAUAA
Didymodactylos carnosus is the source of this 580-nucleotide messenger RNA. NCBI's taxonomy places the organism in Eukaryota, Metazoa, Rotifera, Eurotatoria, Philodinida, Philodinidae. The record is from the annotation of a GenBank genome assembly.